CGGGCGGAGGAUGCGGCGGGAGGCGGAGUAGGCGGGGGUGCCCUGGGGAGCGAGCCGCGCGCGGGCCGGGCAGGCGGCUCCCGGAGGCUCCGCAGUGCCGUCGCCGGGGAGGCUGGGCGCGGGAGCCAUGUAACCUGCGGCGGGCUCCGGGCUGCGCCGUCCUCCCGCCAGCUCCCGGGCCAGCGCGGCAGCGGGGCCACGAUGAAGAAGCAGUUCAACCGCAUGCGCCAGCUGGCCAACCAGACCGUGGGCAGGGCAGAGAAGACGGAAGUUCUGAGUGAAGACCUUCUUCAGGUGGAGAAGCGCCUGGAGCUGGUGAAGCAGGUUUCCCACAGCACCCACAAGAAGCUCACUACAUGCCUCCAGGGCCAGCAGGGGGCAGAGGCCGACAAGCGCUCGAAAAAGUUGCCGUUGACAACGCUGGCUCAAUGUUUGAUGGAAGGGUCAGCUAUCUUAGGUGAUGACACACUGCUGGGGAAGAUGCUGAAACUCUGUGGAGAGACAGAGGACAAGCUGGCGCAGGAGCUAAUACAUUUUGAACUGCAAGUAGAGAGAGACGUGAUCGAACCCCUGUUUUUGCUAGCGGAGGUGGAAAUCCCAAAUAUUCAAAAGCAGAGGAAACAUUUAGCAAAGUUGGUGCUGGACAUGGACUCCUCACGAACGAGGUGGCAGCAGACUUCCAAGUCUUCAGGCUUAUCCAGCAACUUACAGCCUGCGGGUGCCAAAGCCGAUGCCCUCAGGGAAGAGAUGGAGGAGGCUGCCAACCGAGUGGAGAUUUGCAGGGACCAGCUCUCAGCUGACAUGUACAGUUUUGUGGCCAAAGAAAUCGACUAUGCAAACUACUUUCAAAUGCUAAUAGAAGUGCAAGCUGAAUACCACAGGAAGUCCUUGACGCUCCUGCAGGCUGUGUUGCCGCAGAUAAAAGCACAACAGGAAGCCUGGGUGGAGAAACCUUCCUUCGGGAAGCCCCUGGAGGAGCAUCUCACCAUCAGCGGCCGGGAGAUCGCCUUCCCCAUCGAGGCCUGCGUGACUAUGCUGCUCGAGUGUGGAAUGCAGGAGGAGGGACUCUUCCGGGUGGCCCCCUCUGCCUCCAAGCUGAAGAAGCUGAAAGCCGCUCUGGACUGCUGUGUGGUGGACGUACAGGAGUACUCGGCCGACCCCCACGCUGUCGCAGGAGCUCUGAAGUCUUACCUCCGAGAAUUGCCAGAACCUCUCCUGACCUUUGAACUCUAUGACGAGUGGAUUCAGGCUUCCAAUAUCCAGGAGCAAGACAAGAGACUCCAGGCUCUGUGGAACGCGUGUGAAAAAUUGCCCAAGGCCAAUUACAACAACAUCCGAUACUUGAUCAAAUUUUUAUCCAAGCUGUCAGAAUACCAGGAUAUAAACAAGAUGACUCCCAGUAACAUGGCCAUUGUGUUAGGACCCAACCUGCUGUGGCCGCAAGCGGAAGGGAACAUCACCGAGAUGAUGACCACAGUUUCGCUGCAAAUCGUUGGAAUCGUCGAGCCCAUCAUCCAGCACGCUGACUGGUUCUUCCCUGGGGAAAUUGAGUUCAACAUAACGGGGAACUAUGGGAGCCCCAUCCACGUGAACCACAACGCCAACUACAGCUCCAUGCCCUCCCCAGACAUGGACCCCGCCGACCGGCGCCAGCCCGAGCAGGCCCGCCGGCCCCUCAGCGUUGCCACAGACAAUAUGAUGCUGGAGUUUUACAAAAAGGAUGGCCUUAGGAAAAUCCAAAGCGUGGGCGUCAGGGUCAUGGACACGUCCUGGGUGGCCCGAAGAGGCUCCGCGGCCGGCCGGAAGGGGCCCUGCGCCGCGCCCGCCCCCGCCGAGCCCGCGCCGCCGCCCUCGCCCGGCCCCGAGCCGCCCCCGGAGCCCGCCGCGCCGCCCGCGCUCUCCCCGGGGGCCCUGGGCCCGCAGCCCGAGCGCGCCAGCACGUCUAAAAACAAGGAACUUUCUCCAGGGUCUGGGCAGAAAGGAAGUCCAGGCUCCAGCCAGGGGCCACCCAGUGUGGGGACCCAACCGGGGGCGCCACCCGGGGCCAGCCCCAGCCAGCCACCCGCUGACCAGAGCCCUCACACUCUCCGGAAAGUUUCCAAGAAGCUGGCGCCAAUUCCACCCAAGGCCCCCUUUGGCCAGUCGGGGGCUAUGCCUGACCAGUCCCUGGGCCAGCCGUCCCCCGUCAGCCUGUCCCCCACCCCGCCGAGCACCCCGUCACCCUAUGGACUCAACUACCCUCCAGGCUACACCUUGGGCUCUGGCCAGCUGUCCCCGGCCGCAGUUCCUCCCCUGUCCUCUCCUUCCGUCUUCACGAGCACUUUAACCAAGUCCCGGCCCACCCCCAAGCCCCGGCAGAGGCCCACCCUGCCGCCCCCGCAGCCUCCCACGGUGAGCCUGUCAGCCUCCAGUCCACAGGCGGCGGAGCACCCCAUGCUGGACGGCCUGUCCCCCGGGGAAAGCAUGUCCACAGAUCUCAUCCCCUUUGACAUCCCCGCCAUCCAUGUGGAGCUCGGGUCCACGCUGCGCCUGAGUCCCCUGGAGCACGCGCGGCGACACUCGGUGACAGAGAAAAGGGACUCGGAGGAGGAGUCCGAGAGCACGGCCCUCUGACACAGCCCUCCCGCCACCGACACCCGUGUACAUACAUGUGCCCAGAACUCGCGCCAGGAGCCGCGUCGUGUGCUCGCCACGUGCCCCCGGGGGCUCCUUGUCACUGCCAACUCGAGGUUGGCUGUCUGCAGGAAACCGUGGUCUGAUCUGUGUGGCCGAUGUUGGUGGUGCCGACUUUGUUUCCUUCUUUCAGGUGGUUACUUUGGCCUUUUGUUUGAUCUUUGCCUUCUGACUUUGUGCCUAUUUUGACCCAUGCUCUGCCUCCAUGCCAAGCAGCACCCCCCCCCCCCCAUGGGAUGGCUUCUCAGAGUGCCCUUUGCAGGGCCGGGAGUGCAAAGGAGGGUGAAGAGCCUGCACCUUUUCUUUCACAACUAAUGUGUCUGUGGCCAUGGGAUGCAAGGCAAUGGGGGCCCUUUACUGGACGGCUGGUGCAGUUCUGGAAUUGUAGGAGUCCCUGCUGUUACAGGAGAACCGUCCAGUGUGAAAACCCUCAUCAGAGGGCUCGCAGUAAGCAUUCCACUCCUAAUGGCUUUACUUUCCCACACUGUGUGGCUGAAAGCUCCCUAUCUUUAUGCCUGAGUUUAAAAAAUCGCCUCGAGGGUGUCUGUAAGGUCCACAGAUGAUAGUGCCCCACACCCCCAGAAACCAUGAGCUCCGACAGCAGUGCUUCCCGUCCAGGCCCAGGGGCACCCAGCUCCCUAGGGAGACGCCCAGGAGCCUGUCUUCUGUCUCUCCUUAUGGGAGGUCACAAGCGAAUAGCAAUAACUCUGUUCCCAGAGCCUGAGGAAGAGGGUAAAGCCAGCCCAGAGCCAGCAUGGGCGCCCCCCCCCCCCAUCCCCUGGCAGGGAGGAGGCCUGGGGAGGUGCUGGGGGGGCCCCUUCACACCUUGAGAUUAGGGGAGUGAGAAACAGAUUUGGUCAUGCAUGCAGUCAAACUUGACAGUUUUAUCCUUUUAAACUAGAGAUAUACCUAUUCAUGAUAUAAUAUUUGUAUAUAUGAAAUCUCUCUAUAUUUGUUUAAUUUGAGCCAGUCAAUCUAAACCAAUGUACAGGUGUACAAUGACAAUUUAAAUGCUUGGUUAUUUUUCCCAACACAGUGUAAAAUAACCCUUCUCUAACAGUGGGAUUUGCAAAUUCUGAUGCUAUGGCUUUGCUCACUUCCUGGCAAGGGUAGUUUGGUAAGUUCUCUGUAAUGGAGCCCAGGGGCUGGAAGUUACCUUUAAAUACAUGUACAAAUAGUUGUCGAAAGUAAUGUUAUUAAAAUAGAUUUAUUAUCCCUGA
Molecule: messenger RNA, 3893 nt
Organism: Choloepus didactylus (southern two-toed sloth)
Lineage: Eukaryota; Metazoa; Chordata; Mammalia; Pilosa; Megalonychidae
Gene: ARHGAP44
Product: Rho GTPase activating protein 44
Exons: 21
Coding region: 202-2613 (803 amino acids)
Biological process (GO): negative regulation of Rac protein signal transduction; positive regulation of GTPase activity; modification of dendritic spine
Cellular component (GO): cytoplasm; presynaptic active zone; dendritic spine
Molecular function (GO): GTPase activator activity; protein binding
Source: RefSeq, a predicted model, not a curated record